ACGAGCACAAUUGAGCGUGACACACAAAACAAAUAAGUGUCAGCCGUUGAGAAGACAAACUAACGGGACCUGUUCGGCCGGCUCGGUUUUCAGGUGUGUGUGGAGGAACGAGUGAAGAGGUAGAAAAUGUCUGAGCUCAGUGACGAAGCCAGUGAAUCAGAGCAACUGGGUGCCAGCCUCUCCCUGUGGCUGGGUGACUCCCUGGUGCGACUUGAGGAGCUGGACGUUCCUCUGGACCUCCACACCGCCUGCUCCAUCGGCCAGUAUGACGUGGUGGCGGAGUGUAUCAAAAAACGUGAGGUGGACCUGAAUGGCAAGAACGUUGGAGGAUGGACCCCACUGAUGUAUGCAUCUUACAUCGGCCAUGACAACAUUGCAAAUCUCCUGUUGGAGGCGGGUGUGAAUGUAAACGCUACCACUGCCAAAGGAUUAAGCCCCUUGAUGCUGGCAGCAAGCUGUGGGAAUGAAAGCAUCGCGUACUUUCUGCUUCAGCAAGGUGCUGAUUUGGAGCUGAAGGACUCUCGAGGCUGGACCGCUCUGUUCCACUGCACGAGCACAGGCCACCAGCAGAUGGUCAGGUUCCUGCUCGACAACAAUGCUGAUGCCAAUGUCAAGGAGCCAGGGUCUGGUUUCACUACCCUGAUGGAGGCUGCUGCUUCUGGACAUGAAAUCAUUGUUCAGUACCUACUUGAUCAUAAAGUUAAAGUGGAUGACCGUAACGGUAAAGGAGAGACCGCCCGUGCCCUCGCCAUGCUAUACGGCUAUACCAAGAUUGUCAGCAUCAUGGACUUGCAUUCUCCAAGGACCAAACCAGGACAUUUUGAAGACCUGAGCUCCUCCGAGGACUCGGACAGUGCACCGCCACGGGGGAGGCCGAGUCGAAACCGAGCUAAAGGCGUUAGCAUCCAUGAUGGGCCCCAGGCCAUUGCCAAGUUCCGAGUAGGAGGCACCAGCAAACUGUGCGAGCCUCCUGCAGCACCACCUAGCUCCAUGGCGUUUCGUGACAUCGGUGAACAGAGUGAGGGUAUCCGCAACCGUGAUGUGACCUCACCCAUAAACGAGCUUGACGGCCAGAGCAAUAGCAGCAGAGAUGACAGUCCAUUUUUUGAAAAUGACAUGCCCACCAUGAGGAGCAGCAGUAGCAGUAGCGAAGGCCUGCCCCAUGUUAUUGGCCUCAAGUGGGAAGGCUCAGUGGAGAGUAACGAGGACUCGGACCAGUGCAAAAAGAGCAGCUCUCGCCGCGUAAAUAAGGGCCACCACUCGAAAGGCAAGAAUCGUCACGGAAGCAACGAUGCGUCUCACUCAAGCGGUACAGGGAACUGUGGGAUGCGCUCACAUGUUGGUCUUCCACCUUCUUAUACUGGUCCAAAGGAUCUGGCAGAGUUCUUGGAACAAAUUGGCUUUUCUAAGUAUCUCCCCGUUCUUGAAGAGCAAGACAUUGACCUCCGGAUAUUUCUCACCUUGACUGAAAAUGAUCUCAAAGAAAUCGGGAUCACAUUGUUUGGACCCAAGCGAAAGAUGACCUCGGCUAUAGCAAGAUGGCACAGCAGUGCGCGACCACCCAGUAAUGCUUUGGAACAGGCUUAUGCUGACCAGCUUGAAGCGGAGAUGCAGGAGAUGGCCAUUCAGCUACACAAACACUGUGAGGAGGCGGAGAGCCUUCAGAGCCAAGUGUCUCAGGAGAAAGAGCUGCGUACCGUGAUGGAGGGAUGUCUGAUGGAGGACAAGGUGGCAUGGAGGAGGGUCCAUGCUGAGCUGGUGGAGAACCACCGGCUAGCUCAGGAGAUGACCUCCACACUGGCGAAGUCCAGGGCCUGCAGCGCUGAACUGCUCUCCUGUUUCACUACUGAUGGGAAUAGCAGCUUGUAUGCUGCCGCGGAAGAUGAAACAAAAAGUGACCAUGGUGUUAAAGCUGGAGAGGGCUCUACGCACUCCAGUGUUGCAGAGUUACUCGAGAAGCUGGGUUCCUUUGAAGAAGAACUGGCGGGGACCUUGCAAACUGUGCUUCACAGUCUCAGGCGACUGAGUGCACCCGAAAAAGUAUCUGAUAGCUGGGAACAGCCUUAACUAUUACAGGAGGGCGUCUUGCCAAUAUUUGACGGAGGGUGAUCUAACCACCCUGAACAAUCUCACUGACAUGAGAGAAGGCCAAAGACGAGGCCUGCCCUGCCACACCAGAACGGCUCAGGAUCAGCUGGCUGCUGCUCCCGGAUUGGCUGAUGGACCAGAGCUCGCCAGAUGUGGACAAGGCAAAGGGUGCAGUGAAAUGACAAAGAGGCAGGAAGGGUACCUCACCCUCACCCGCUUGUACUGGUUGAAUGCUGGACUCCAGCAGUUGGGUAGAGGAGACGGGACUGAUCGCAGAUCAGAGGCUGGAAUACUGUGAAAUGUUCAGAGGAAAACUGUACUCUCUUCCAAUAUGAAAUGUGGUUUAGAUGAUGUUCAAGCCGAAGAGUAGUCAGUGAAGACAUUGGUUAUUUGAAGGAAAUCUUAUUUGUAUGCUGUUGUUGAAAAUAAUGUCCUGCUGAAUGCAUUGAAGAUAAAUGUGUGAACCCUGUCAGUUAAUCAUUUACAGCAAUACGUGUUUAUUGUGUUGCAACAGAUGUGUUAGUGGUGCAAUGAAGUGGUUAGUCUAUCAAUCAGAUUUACUUUGUAGAUCUGUCUUACCCUGAAAUUCUCCCAUAUCUUUAAAAUGCCAGAUAGUCUUGGUUGUAUUAAAACCUUGUUGCCUGAUAGUUGAGUGUGGACACAUAUUUCUUUGAAGUUAAAUUAUCUUUAAAUGUCAAUGUUUUUCAACAUAAUCAGAUGUUGGAGGAGCACAUCCUUGUAUGACAACUUUUUUUUUUAAUCUGCAAACAGAUUAUGUGACUAACACUAAUUUCAUGAUAGUUUGAAGAGAAUAUUUGCAAAUGUAUUGGAGUUCCAGUAUUUAUGUUAGUAAAAUUAUCCAAACCAAAAAAAAUAAUAUAUAUAUAUAUAUAUAUAUAUAUAUAUAUAUAUAUAUAAAUGCCCACAAGCAGCCUUUUGGGAGAGAUUCCAUGACCAGUUGUAUAAAGUUUUCAGAGGUCAAGCAACAGUAAAAUGUGGUCUAAAGCAGGCAGCAGGAAAACACAAAAAUAGAUUUUCUCUUUGGAUUCUGUUCAAAUCUUUUUUGAGAAGCAGCUGAAAACUGCAGAAUUAUUUGACAUUGUCAAAUUGUGGUGAUGAGAAGAAUCCACAAUGCAUAAAGUGUGUGCAUCAUUUAUUAAUAUUAACACAUUUGUCAGUCGUCUCUUUUUUUACUUAUUAAACCUCCUUGAAAUUG
Molecule: messenger RNA, 3304 nt
Organism: Cyclopterus lumpus (lumpfish)
Lineage: Eukaryota; Metazoa; Chordata; Actinopteri; Perciformes; Cyclopteridae
Gene: anks3
Product: ankyrin repeat and sterile alpha motif domain containing 3
Exons: 16
Coding region: 127-2067 (646 amino acids)
Cellular component (GO): cilium
Molecular function (GO): protein binding
Source: RefSeq, a predicted model, not a curated record